Messenger RNA from Rhizopus microsporus ATCC 52813, 225 nucleotides. RefSeq lists its product as uncharacterized. NCBI's taxonomy places the organism in Eukaryota, Fungi, Mucoromycota, Mucoromycetes, Mucorales, Rhizopodaceae. The transcript has 3 exons. The record is from RefSeq and is a predicted model, not a curated record. The coding region runs from base 1 to 225 and encodes 74 amino acids.
AUGGAUAAGCGAGUGACGAACAGUGCUGUACUUCCAGAAGGCUUACUUGAAAACUGGAAUUUGUUUAGACAAAGUCAUGGAAGCAUCAUAUAUACCAAAAAGCUUGCGAGUGGAACUAGCCAAUGUCUUUCAGAAGCAUGUUCGAAAACUUUGAAGCAAGAUUGCUUAAAUACCUUUCGUAUCUUAUUCAAAACACUUUUGUGUCAAUGGCGUACCAAGAUGUAA